UUCUGAGAUAACCUUGCAAGUUCUAGCAGCAUUUCCCCAAGUUACUGGAGGGCUGCGCCCUCAGUUUCCAGCUUCAGCGCCUUCUGAAUCUUUUAUCCCUCUCCUUAAAAGGAACCGGAAGAAAAACUUACGGUGCAAGUGAGUGACCCAAACCUGCGCAGGCGAGGUGUCUCUCUGCCGGUCCUUAUGAAGCAGAAGAGCAUCCCGGAAGAAUUUCGGCAGGAAUUGGAGCGGUUGAAAUUGGAGCUGGCCCAGACAGAUAAACAGGUGGACUCCAAUAUGGCUCUCCUUAGCAAGACGCUGCUGAAGGAACAGAAUGAACUGGAGCAGCUGGAGAAAGAGUACUCUGAAAUACAGGAAAAGGUACGCUUGGAGGGCGAGGAAGAGAUGCGUGUGGAAAGUGGGUCUUACGAAGAAGUGCAAAUGGAAGAAUCGGAAGAGGAGCUCCUUUUUAUCAAGCUUCUCAAGUUCCAGAGGAUAAACGACGAGCUGUACGACGAGCUGGAGAAAGUGAAAUGCAAUUAUGACAUGGCCACAGGCGCGAUAUCUUCCUUGCAAAGGCAGCUAUCCUUUGAGGCAUCCCAGCUCAGGAAAGCUCACGCAGAGCGAGAAUCAUUGCAGAAGGAGCUGCGGGAGCGGGGAGCUCAGCUGGAAGCCAUGUCUAAUAAAUUUAGCAACUUGAGAGAGGAGAGGAAGCACGAAGAAAUGAUGGGCUCCAUCGAGAGAGAGAAUUACAAUCUCAGGCAGGACCUUGCUGAUCUGGAAUCCAAACUAACUGACAAGAGCCAGAUGAUUGAUGACUUGCAGAGCAACGUCAACCGGCUCCAGGCCGAGCUGUUACUGAAUCAGCACCAUGUUGGGAACCAGCUGAGCCGGGAGAACGAUCUGCAGAGGCAGCUGGAGAUCUUGCAGCGGGCAGAGCUGCAAACCAGAGUCACUCUGGAGAGCAUCAGUGCCAGGUUUGAAAGGUUUCGGAGCAGAAUCAUCCAGGCAACUUACAGCACCCCUGGCAUCAAGUCUCCCCAGGCCGAAAUCACAGACGAUGAAGUUUUAGAGUCCUUACAGGUAAAAGUAACCAUGUGGAAGUCAGAUUGUCACUGUGGCUGCAAUGCAGAAGCGGGAUGGGGGAAUGGAAUAGCUGCCUCCAUUUCUAACAGAAAGCUCCUCUGUGGAUCUGUCUUCCAGAAAAUAAUAACAGACCGUCUAGACUUUUACCAGUUGCUGAAACAGAAAGGGGUGAAAGUCCCAGCUCUGGGCGCCUCCGAACCGCUCCCUCCAAUCCCUACCUCUAAGAAAAAGAGUUCCAGCAGAUAGAGAUUUGAAAGCUAAAGUCUCUCCUCUUCACAUUCUUUCCUAACUGGGGCUUGAUCCAUUCUUGGUCAUCUUUUAUAAUUCCUUUUCCUCACUCCAAUUAAAUGAUUGCACGUAAUGUUUAGUUUCUCUCUCUCUGACCCACUUGCCGCUUCCUCUUAUUCUGCAAGAAACCUGCUCCUACUAGUGGUGUAAGUUGCUAAUAAUUUGCAUUACCACCGAAGCAGUCAUGUCAUAUCGUCACAAUAUAGCUUGAAGACUCAGCAGUAGCAACUACUUCCAAAACCACGUUAUUUAUUUUAAUUUUAUUGCUAGGGGCCUCGUACCUCGUGUUGUGCAGGAAUUCUAAGACACACACACACACACACACACACACACACACCAGUGCAGUUUUUAAAUCAGUGCUUGAAAUCAGUGCAGGGUUCAGUCCUCCAUUGUGAUUCCAAAGGUGUCUGGCUGUAUCCAGACAUGGAAGAAAACUUGCUCCUUGAUCUCAGGAACCAUCGUGCCAAAUUUGUGACAGUACCUUAAGAGGUGGCUAAAUGAACAGACAAGCAACUUUCCAAAAUAUAUAGCAGUCUGCAUUCAUGGCAUAACCUUGUGGCAAGAAAUUCUGUAAGUUUUAACUGUGCAUCAAUCUGACGCAAGUGUAAAAAUUGCUCAGGAGUAACUGUUCAGAUGAGAUAUAUUUAUAGGGUUGUAUCCAGUUAAAUCCUAAUCGGAGCGGACCCACUGAAACGAAUGGAUCUGUUAGUCAUAUCCAUUAAUUUCAGUGAGUCUGCUAUUGAGUAGGACUAACGUUGGGUCCCACCCUUGACAUUGAUGGAAUAAAUAUCAAUAGGAGGCCAGGUCAUUAUCUGUGUUCAGUAAGGCACAAAUAAAUGCACAUUUCCUCUAUUCCGUGACAAGAAACACACAUUUCAGCCUUCCGGAUUCUUAAUUGGUGCCCAGAUCCAAACAUCAACAAAAACCACUGCCACCCCACUUGGGAACCCUCAUGCAAAGUUUGGUGGCAAUAUCUCAGGAGGCGGUAUGAACUCAUGCCAAAAAAUGGGUGAAGUCACACCCAAAAUGUUUCAGUACGCUAUGGUAAUUCCAAAUGGCGCCUGGAGUUCAAACAUCAAUGCAUGCCUCAUCUUAGAAACCUUCGUCCCAAGGUUGGCAAUGGUAUCUCGAGAGGUGGCCAAACCUAUCCCAGAAAACAGGAAAAGUCACGCCAAAGUGAUGUUUCGUUCUGCCACCUUGAAUCAAAAUGGCGCACAGCAUCCAAGCAUUAAUGUAGACAGCUGUCCCCACCUCUGAACAAACUAUAUUUCCUUUGUUGUUUUGAAAAUAAAGUAUAUUAAAUAAUAAAAGUAUUAAUAAAGUUUAAUAAAUAUCUUUUUAAAAAAACUGCAUUUCCCUGGAUUCUUGGGGAGAGAAACUGUGAUUGUUUUAAAUGAUAUAAUACUGCUUCAGCUGGGACCUAGGAAAUGAGUGAUGUUUUAAUUUCUCCUGGGAUUUGGGGGCAGAUACAAAUUUGGUGUGCCUGGGUAUGGCCUAGAAAGAGUCCCAAGGGCCAUACAGAGAGGCCUGGGGAAGGAGGGGCGCUGUGUCUUGGGUCUGAGAUUACCCAUCCCUGGAAUAGAUCCAGUUAGCCGGAAGUCUUCCUGCACCUGUUUUAGGGUCCACGAUCAGCUCAAGCCUGCCUGGAGCCUCCCCUUUGCCCCACAUGAACAGGGUGCCCUGCUAAGCGGAUCACUUGCACAUCACCCAAAAGGAGGAAAGGGAUGUGCCAGGAAAGGGAGGGCACAGAUUUGCAUAUACUUUUCAUAGGCUAAUUUAUAUGAAUAGACGAUAGACCAGGGCUAAAUGAAGUGGCCCCGAGGCCUGAAAAGGUUAUGGUGCACACACACACCCGCAAUUGGAGUUCAAGAUAUCAACAACAUUAAACUGUGAAAUGAAAUUUUAAAAUAAAUAAAGCAUGGAUUUAUUGCAACGCACGGCAGGAUCUGAUUUCCUUGCGUUAUUUCGAUCUGCGUCAGUAGGAUCGCUAACAAUCUCCCGCUGUCGUGGGAGCUGCCUCCAUUAAGGCAGACCGGAACCAGGAGCCUGUCCCGCAGGAUCUCCUAGAACAUUGCUUGAAAACUGCCGCUCUGCAGGACGGAACGAGGAACUCUGGCCCACAAUCGGAAGCCCCCUGGAAUCCCGGAAGCAGAACCUUCGAGAUAUUUUGAACUGAAACGGACCUUCUCUGUUCCUGGACGCUAGGCCUGGUGCCUCCUGCCUGCAGAUCCCAGAGACAUAACAAUACCUGCCUGCAGACCCACAGACAUGCCGCCAACACCGUCCUAAUCGUGCCCGCAGCCAGCAAGAUGCGAGCUAACCACAAAGGAGGGGUUUAACUGAAAAUGCUAGUGAGCCGCCUGGCUUCUCUGCUCUGCCUCAUCACCACACAGGUCCUAAGCAAGAUCCAUGGUAAGACCCUUACGAGAAGGGCGGGGGACAAACAAAACCUAGAACCCCUUCUGUGACCGCCUUUGUAAAAAAAAAAAAUGGUUCUUAGAUUUCAUAGAAUCAAAGAAUUGGAAGGAUCACUUAACCCAAUCACCUGCAAUGCAGGAAGCACAACUAACAUUUCUUGCCUGCCCGUAAGGUCA
Podarcis muralis (Common wall lizard) is the source of this 3950-nucleotide messenger RNA. NCBI's taxonomy places the organism in Eukaryota, Metazoa, Chordata, Lepidosauria, Squamata, Lacertidae. The record is from RefSeq and is a predicted model, not a curated record.